Molecule: messenger RNA, 2865 nt
Organism: Micromonas commoda
Lineage: Eukaryota; Viridiplantae; Chlorophyta; Mamiellophyceae; Mamiellales; Mamiellaceae
Exons: 2
Coding region: 1-2865 (954 amino acids)
Source: RefSeq, a predicted model, not a curated record
AUGAAUGCCGUUUCAAUGACCAAGAGAAAAUUGGCGCAAAUUUCACGCAGAUUGGGUGGCGUCCGGGCAAGCGGAGGCGGGAUGCCCGCCGGUGGCACAUCGGCGCGGCCGCCGAGAGCCUCGGGAUACGUCCAGUCGUGGCUGGCCAAGGGCCAAGGCGACGGUAAGAAGGGCGAGGACGCGUCGCACCCCGCGGAGACGGUGGAACAUCUCGAACGCGACCUCGUGGACCUGAACGAUGCGGAGCUCGCGCCCAAGAACGCCAGCAAGGACCUGGCGACGCGGGUCCUGCCCCGGCUGUGCGCGCACGGCGUACCCGGUCCGAACACGCUCGAGGUACUGACGCGUAUGCUCGCGGACGGGGCCUGCCCCGAGAGGUUCGCGCUAAGGUACGCGUACUACCUGAUGCAUCGGAUCCUCGAGCACUACGGGCGCGCGGGGUUGGGAACGAAUGAGACCGUCAAGGCGGCGACGAGCCAGUGCAUCAAGACCCUGGGUGAGGAAGCGAAGAUCCGCGCUGGGGUGAGGCGGAUGCUGGCGACGAGGGCGCUCGUGGCGGCGGCCAGGGCGGGGGUGCCCGAGGCUGCGGGCGCGCUGCACCAGGGCACGGUGGGUGCGAUUGAGUCGCUGAGCGCGGGAGAGCAUCCGAGGGGCAAGUCCAGCAUGUUUGAUUCCAAGACGGGGAAGACGGAGGGCGGGGAUGCGGCGCACACAGACGCCGCGGCGAGGGCGGCGCUCGGCGCGCGGCGGCGGUUCAUCGCGGGGUCGGAGGAGGGCGACAAGAAGGCGGACUCGGCCGUUCCCAGUCCAAGCGCGCUCGCCACCGCGGUCAGGUCACCGGACCACGUCGCCGCGAGGCACGCGCUCUCCCUGGCGCUGGCCGCGGCGAAAGGUCCCAGAUACAAGGAGCUCGCGAUCGCGCUCGAACCCGUCAUCGGCGCCGUGGCCAAGCGCAUGGAGGCGAGAGCGGCAAACCUGGAGGCUGCGGCUGCGGCGGGCGACUCCAAGGAGGCCAAGGCUAUGGCGCGCAAGAGUGAAGGGAAACAAAAGGGUGAGCCCAACCUGGACGACCCGGGGGCGGAGCCACUGCUCCUUCGUCUGUGCGGCACUCUCAGGGCGAGGCUCCUCGGCGCGGCGGAGAGGGGCGGCGCUCCGCAUGACUGCGCGUGGGCAUGUGAGAAAGUUUUGGCCGCCGAGUUGAAAACGUACGGAGGAGCCGCGGCGGGAUCGGAAUCGUCCCCGCGCGUCGCCAUGGCGGCGUGCGCCGGCCUCUUCGCGUCGGACGCACCGUCCGGGGCGGACGGGGCGAAAGCGCGAGCCGCCGCGUGGCAGGCAAUAGUCAGGGGAGGUGGGGAAGGGGGCGAGCCGAGGCUGCUCGCAAAUUCGGCUACCAGGAUGAGGGGGGUCCUUCUCGACCCCAGCGCGGGACCCGUGGCUCGGAGCGCGGCGUGCAGGGCCGUCGCGGCCCUGGGAGAGGCGCGUGCCGCCGCGAGGGCCGUCUCGGGUGGGGACCGCGCGGGGCAGGACGGUUCGCUGGCGUCGUUAGUGGCGGCGCUGAAGGCGACUGCCGGUCCGAACUCGCCACCCGGUGUUCGGGUCGAGGCUUUGCGGGCGCUGGUUUGGCUCCAGACCCCGGACUUCGCCAACGCGGAGGCCACGUCGGAGCUGACGACACACCUCGACGACGGCGAACGGGCGGGAGGCGACGAGGGAGGCGAGGUCGAGUCCUUCGUCGGAAGUGCGAACGGGUUGGCAAAUCGCCAAAAAUCCCUCGGCGGCUUUGACGCUCGCAACCGUCUGCUCGCCGCCGUCGCGCGGCGCUGCGCCCUGGGUUGCGCCAGCGAGGAUGAAAACGAGUCGGACGCGUGGCUGACGCUCACCAUCGAUACCGUCACCGUCAUCGUCGGUUCGAACGCGCGGCAGUGCGACGCUGACCUCGCGCUCGCGUCGCUCAGGGCGGCGCAGAAAGCCGCCCCGAAACGGUCCAGGCCGUCGGUGUCGUCGCUCGCCGCGAACCUCGCGCGGAUCGCCCGCGCCCAGGACGCGCCCGCGCUCGAGGCUGCGCUGACGUGGUACCUCGGCGAGAACGCCAACUACUGCGCGGGGGAGUACGCGUGGGUGGCGGACACCGACGGGGCGCUCGUCGCCGCCGCCGCCGAAGGUGCGAAUCCCGAUACCGACGAAGCCGCCCCCGGGCCCUCGUGCGCCGCCGCCGCGAGGAACCCGUCCCUCGACUCCUCCGUCACGACUCUGCAGCGGAUACUGAUGACGUCACCGGACUUCGCCACGAGGUGCGCCGCGGUGCAGGCGCUCACGACGGUCGCGGUUAGAUCCGGCGAGCCGUUUCGACUGCGGUGUUACGCGGCGCUGCGGGGUUUGCAGAGGGCGGCGUCGGCGGACCCGGCGGCGGCGGCGGGUCCCCCCGCGCUGGCGCACGAGAUUGACGCCGCCGUGACGAUGCUCGACCACGCGUACAGGGCGAAGGAACGGUUCGCGGCGAUGCUGGCGGACAACGGUUCGGAUCCGUCGGUAUGGAACCCCGGGGCGCUCGCGGAGGUGACUGGUCGGAGCGAGGUGGUGACGGAGAUGGCGAGCAGGACGUGUUUCCUUCCGAGGAGCAAGUACCUACCCCUGGGCCCGUCGUCGGCGCCGUUCAUAGACAGGUUCAAGGAGACGCAGGGCGCGGACAGGGUAGCCGACGCGGCGGUGGCGGCGGCCAAGCUGAUGGGUCAGGAGGCUGAGAAGGCUGCGGCGCAGAGGCGACGGCGCGCUAAUCUCGUGAGCGGCGGCAGCACCAGCAGCAGCACGAGCUGGCGCCGUCGCAGGCCACGGCGAGCGGGGGACACGGCCUCGACGGGAUGCUAA